AUGGAGGGGGAAACGCCGGAGCCUGCGGCGCCGGCAACCUUCCUCCGGGGUGAGGAGGGGGCGUCCCCGGAGUCGGCGCGCGCUAGGUUCGAGCGCAUGAUCCGGCGCGUGCAGGCGAAUGUCUGCGCGGAGCUCGAGGCGGUCGAGGGCGGCACAAGCAACAACGGCGGCGGAGGCGGCGCGCUGUUUCGGGAGGACGCUUGGACACGUCCUGGCGGCGGCGGCGGUAUUAGCCGUGUCCUCCAGGGCGGCCGUGUGUUCGAGAAAGCCGCGGUGAACGUCUCUGUGGUCUAUGGAGUGAUGCCUCCAGGGGCAUACCGCGCGGCGAGACCCGAAGUCGCGGCGGCGGCGGCGGCUGGAGGGGAGAAGGCCGGGCCAGUGCCCUUCUUUGCGGCUGGUAUCAGCUCGGUCAUCCAUCCAGUAAACCCAUUUGCUCCAACAGUGCAUUUCAACUACCGGUAUUUCGAAACAGAGGCACCUAAAGAUGCUCCUGGUGCACCUAGGCAGUGGUGGUUUGGAGGUGGUACUGACCUGACGCCUUCGUAUAUCAUUGAAGAGGAUGUCAAGCACUUCCAUUCUGUUCAGAAACAAGUGUGUGAUAACUAUGACCCUAGCUUUUACCCUAGAUUCAAAAAGUGGUGUGAUGACUAUUUUUAUAUCAAGCAUCGUGGUGAACGACGUGGGGUGGGAGGAAUAUUUUUUGACGAUCUUAAUGACUAUGAUCAAGAAACACUUCUUCGCUUUGCCACAGAUUGCGCAGACUCAGUUCUUCCUGCAUAUAUACCCAUCAUAGAACGUCGCAAAGACACUCUGUUUACUGAGGAGCACAAAGCAUGGCAACAGCUACGUAGAGGUCGCUAUGUGGAAUUUAACCUUGUUUAUGAUCGAGGAACCACAUUUGGGCUCAAGACUGGGGGGCGGAUUGAGAGUAUCCUUGUUUCUCUUCCUCUUACAGCACGGUGGGAGUAUGAUCAUAAACCAGAAGUAGGGAGUGAAGAGUGGAAACUUCUUGACACGUGCAUAAAUCCAAGGGAAUGGAUCUGA
Messenger RNA from Miscanthus lutarioriparius, 1044 nucleotides. Lineage: Eukaryota; Viridiplantae; Streptophyta; Magnoliopsida; Poales; Poaceae. The record is from the annotation of a GenBank genome assembly.